Messenger RNA from Conger conger (European conger), 2955 nucleotides. Its product is annotated as ras-related protein Rab-12-like. Gene Ontology annotation, molecular function: GTPase activity; GTP binding. Gene Ontology annotation, biological process: protein localization to plasma membrane; Golgi vesicle fusion to target membrane; cellular response to insulin stimulus. The transcript is spliced from 6 exons. Gene Ontology annotation, cellular component: endosome; synaptic vesicle; plasma membrane. The record is from RefSeq and is a predicted model, not a curated record. Lineage: Eukaryota; Metazoa; Chordata; Actinopteri; Anguilliformes; Congridae. The coding region runs from base 1 to 735 and encodes 244 amino acids.
AUGGAUUCGAGGUACGAGAUCCAGAGGAGGGGCGGUGGGGGUGGGUUUAGCGGGGGCUCCGCUGGUGGGUCCCCGGCUCUGGGGGCUCAGUCGCGCCGGAGGAAGAUGCCGCCGCGGCCAGCCGAUCACAAGCUUCAGGUGAUCAUCAUUGGCUCCCGUGGCGUGGGCAAGACUAGCAUCAUGGAACGAUUUACAGACGACACUUUCUGCGAAGCGUGCAAGUCGACAGUGGGAGUUGAUUUUAAAAUCAAAACGUUGGAGCUGAGAGGAAAGAAGAUCAGACUGCAGAUCUGGGACACAGCAGGGCAGGAGCGUUUUAACAGCAUCACCUCAGCCUACUACCGCGGUGCUAAAGGCAUUGUCCUGGUCUAUGACAUCACCAAGCAGGAGACGUUUGAAGACCUCCCCAAAUGGAUGAAAAUGAUUGACAAGUAUGCUUCAGAGGAAGCCGAACUGCUGCUGGUUGGAAACAAGCUGGACUGCGAAGCUGACCGUGUAAUAACUCGACACCAAGGCGAAAGGUUUGCCGGACAGAUAUCAGGGAUGCGCUUCUGUGAAGCGAGUGCUAAGGACAACUUCAAUGUCGACGAUAUCUUUUUGAAAUUGGUGAACGACAUUCUGAAUAAGCUGCCCCUGGAGGACUCCACCAGCGAGCUGUCAAACAGCAUCCUGAGCCUGCAGCCUGAGCCGGAGGUGCCCCCAGACCUGCCCCCACCCCGCCCCCGCUGCUGCUGAGAGGGGGCAGAGCAGAGCUAGUCUAGAGCUACAGGGACCCUUUUUGCCCUCUGCUUUCGGGCCUAAAACUUCGGCACUUCUUCCCCUUGAUAACCCCCCCCCCCCCCCCCCCGGAACUACCUCACGUUCAGUGUGGCGGGGACAACUGGGUCUCAAUCAUGCCUUCCUGCAGCGAUGCGUAGGAGUAGCAGGAGCUGAUUAGGGUGUGGUAACUUCCUGUUCUUUACUUAUCCCCAUGAAAAAACAGGGAAGUGUUUAUCCUCUUCACAGCCACUGUAGUUCCUGGAUCAUGUGACAGAUGAGGGGUGUGUGAAACAUGCCCUGGAAGGUGUGUGUGUCCUAGAAUUGAUGGGAAUCAUCAUAUAAUUGAAUUACUAUUAUUCUCAGUAAUGUCAAAUGAUGAACACAUUCAAUCUCAUUCAUGGGCUCAGACUAUGCUCAUCCGUAUGUCUUCCGGUAAGUUCCGCAGACCUGCUUCCCCCACAUUUGUAAACUAGAGUACUUGCUGUGUAAAAUACUCACCCUUUCUGCAUAGAGCUUUUUGAAAAAUAAGGGACUAAGAGAAUUCUCUGUAAUGUGUUGAGCCUUACAAGGAUCGUUUCAUGGUAGUUUUUUUAGUUUACCGUUUGCCUUAUAGCAGUAUUACUGAGUCAACUGGCACAAAGGAUUUGUUUUAUGCUUGUUUUGAGCUUUUGAGAUUUGUUUUUGUAAUGUUUUUGCACUACAGUCCUUUGGAAGGUUUUGAAAAGGUUAGAGUAUCGGCUGCUGGAAGAAAUAGCAUAAUUAGAGCAGAAAAUCGUCAGCAUUAAAAACCGGAAAUCAAGUUUGUGUUCAACACAUCCAGUAUGGGUCUGUUUGAUUACACAAUAAUUCUUUUUUCUGGGCUUCAAAAUGUGUAUUGAAUUCUGAACUUCCUGAAUAUUCACAGGGCUGCCCUUCUCAAAUACACUGAGCAGUAAAGAUGUUCAUCACUGUGUUCCCUGCCUGAAAGGGACAGUUUUCAUAUGUACAGUACAGGUUUGUGUCCAGAGGGCAGAAAUGUGAAAUUACUGCUGUCAGACUGCACUUUGUCUUCUGCCCUUCAUUUAAACGGCUUGAUUGUUUGUUUCUUAUCUUUUGUCCAAGGUUUAAAUGUCACUUCCAACUGAACUUUUGUGGGCGCUCUGCAUUCCUGCAUUGUCUGAAUAAGAGGUUAUGAGGAGGGAGAGGGUGUUGGUGGGGUGUGGUGGUUGACAGAGCGGAGCAGUGUUUGUUAGAGUUGAAAAUACCCAGUGUUGAUGAAAUGCCUCUUUACUCCAGAGAAAUAUGGAUCUUUGAUUCCAGUUCAUCGGCCAUGUUUGUAGCGCCCUCUCUUGUGUAACGGAUUCCAGACCAGAUAUCAGAGACCCAAUUCAGGAAUUGUGUACCUUUUUGGAAAACAGAUUAUUUUAAAAAUACAGAAACUGGAGACCUAGAAUGGGCACGGUGUGGGCAAAUGGGUAAUUAGGAAUUGGGUAGAUAAUGUUUAUUGAUGACAACACUGUUUUGGCACAGCUUUUGGUUUUUAUUAUGUUUAUUGAUGAUAGAGCACUGUUUUGGUGCAGCUGUUGAUUUUAUUAUGGUGUAUUAAGGACCCUGGAUGUGCCCUAAUACAGAUAGUUAAUCAUCAGUUAAGAAACUGGUACCAGGAAACAUGCUGUGGUAAUUAUGACCUAAUUGCAUUUGUACACUUGAGCAGCAGGUAGUUAAUUGUUUCAAGUGCAUCUCAUCAGUAAUUAUGGCCUUGAUAACCUAAAGGCUUUAUUAUAUUUCAGACUUGCCAGGCUCCAGUCCUGUGUGCAUUUAUUUUCUUCAGCUCUGUGAAUAUGGAGCAAGUGAGUCUGAAAGUGUAGUCACUGUUUCCAAUUAUGAGCCCCCAGUAUUUUAAAGGAUAGUAUUUUGAUCAGCCUGUUUACAAUCUGCUUAUGAAGAUUAUACAGACUUAUGACUGAAACGAACACUGAUGCAAGUUUCCAUCUGGCACAAGUCAUUUGUUUUCCCCUCAUUUAAAACAAAACAAUAUUAUAGUGCAUUGCAACAUUUUGUCAUUUAUUUUUCCAACUGUGCAUUGUUCGAGUUACUAAACAAGUUUCAUGCAUUUUAGUAAGCUGGCAUGUUUUGAGCAAUUCUUUGUGAUAUUUAUAACUUGUGGCAUUCUGAAACUAAUGAAGUGCAAAUAAAGUUUUCUAUUUAUUACCCAGA